AUGCUCUACGCAACAAAUAGCUUGUAUUACAGAUAAUUCCUCACCACCACAGGAAAGAAAUCAAAAGCACAAUAUUAACCAUAGCAUUAAUAAACAAUUGCAAAGGGAUAAAACUCUGAGCAUCCAGCUGCUUAAAGUGCAUGAUUUAUAUAUUCAAAAUAUAUCACACAUAUAUUAAAUGCGAAGUA
Paramecium tetraurelia is the source of this 188-nucleotide messenger RNA. RefSeq lists its product as uncharacterized. The transcript is spliced from 2 exons. The record is from RefSeq and is a predicted model, not a curated record. Lineage: Eukaryota; Ciliophora; Oligohymenophorea; Peniculida; Parameciidae.